Molecule: messenger RNA, 3551 nt
Organism: Chenopodium quinoa (quinoa)
Lineage: Eukaryota; Viridiplantae; Streptophyta; Magnoliopsida; Caryophyllales; Amaranthaceae
Product: protein EFR3 homolog A-like
Exons: 20
Coding region: 278-3235 (985 amino acids)
Source: RefSeq, a predicted model, not a curated record
CUCUCUAGAGUGAAUUACUGAAAUGCAAACAAAGUGAUGACAAUCACGUGACAUUUCUCUUUUAAUUUUUGCCUCGAACCACGCGCUCAUUUCUUCAUCUCUCUUCUCCUGUGUGUCAGCCUUUUGAUUCUUCAUUCUACAUUUAGCUCUUGCUUCAUUUUCAAAUUUUUCAAUUGAAUUCAAUUUUCUCCCUAAAAGAUUAUUUUUUAAAGGAGAAAAAACCCCUUUUAGCAGGGGUCUUCAUCUCCUUUCACUCCCUCAGAUCUGUUGCUGUGAAAUGGGGUUUAUAUCCAGGAAAUUAUUUCCAGCAUGUGGAAGCAUGUGUGUAUGUUGUCCUGCUCUAAGGUCCAGGUCCAGGCAACCUGUUAAGCGCUACAAAAAGUUGAUUGCUGAUAUAUUCCCCAAGUCUCCUGAUGGCCAGCCAAACGAACGGAAGCUUGUAAAGUUGUGUGAGUAUGCUGCUAAGAAUCCUAUUCGUAUCCCUAAGAUUACAAAACAACUUGAAGAGAAAUUCUUCAGAGAAUUGCGAUAUGGACACCUGAAGACUGUUGGCAUUGUUAUGGAAGCUUAUAAAAAGUUGCUCUGCAUGUGUGGGAAACAAAUGGCAUACUUUGCAGCAAGUCUGUUGCUUCUUAGUGAUGAGGUUUUGGAUCGCUCAAAGGAAGUUGAUGUACAGGUAGCUGGAUGCCAAACUUUAACUCGAUUUAUCUACAGUCAGACUGAUGGCACUUAUGCCCGCAAUAUCGCAACUUUUGUUAGCAAAGUGUGCAUUUUAGCUCGGGAGUCCGGGGUUGAGCAUCAAAAACAUUCUUUGAGAGCCUCGUGCCUACAGUGCCUUUCAGCUAUGAUAUGGUACAUGGCUGAGUUUUCCAACAUUUUUCACAAUAUAGAUGAGAUUGUGCAAGUCAUAUUGGACAACUAUGAGGGAAAUGUACACAAUGAGGAAAGGGAAGAACCACGUCAUCAGUGGGUGGAUGAGGUUGUUAGAUGUGCUGGAGGAGGUUGUGCUGUUGCUGGAGUUGCAAGUCCUUGCUGUACUGCUGUUAGGCCUCCUCCAGACAGGAAAAACAUUGCCUCUUUGACAAAAGAGGAGAUAGAGAAUCCAAGAGUGUGGGCUCAAGUUGGUCUCCAACGAUUGGCUGAUCUUGCAAGAGAGAGCUCCACGAUGCGUCAGGUUCUAGAGCCAAUGUUUAUAUAUUUUGAUGCGGGGCGUCAUUGGUCUACUCAGCAGGGUUUAGCUGUCACAAUUCUUUGUGAUAUGUGCUAUUUCAUGGAAGUUCCAGAAAAUCAGCAAGUAAUUUUAAAUGGCAUAAUACGUCAUAUGGACCACAAAAAUGUUGCACAUGAUCCACUAGUCAAGUCUUGCGUGGUCCAAGCUGCUGCGAAUGUGGCACGGCAGAUUAGGUCUGUUGCAACACUUUCUGAUAUUGGAUUUGUUGGUGACUUGUUGAGACACUUGAGGAAGAGUCUGCAAUCAAUUGCUGGUCCUGUUCGAGAGGAAGAGAUCAACUUGAAUAUCCACCUACAAAAUUCAAUUGAAUCUUGCCUUCUUGAAAUUGCAAAGGGGAUUAAAGAUGCAGAUUCAUUAUUUUAUCUUAUGGUGAUAGCAUUGGAGAAGUUGCCUCCUGUUGGAGUUGUUGCCCGGGCAACCAUGGGCUCAGUUUUAAUUCUUGCUCAUGUGUCAGUGGCUGUCCAUUCCCAUUUGCAGCUGGCCUUCCCAGAAGCGCUUCUGAUUCAAAUUUUGAAAGCUAUGCUGCACACGGAUACAGAAGCACGUGUUGUUGCUCAUCAGAUCUUUUCUGUUCUCUUAUUUCCAAGCUCUUGGAGAUCUUAUGAAACAAGGAGAUGGCAGUCCAACAGGAGAUCCGCAUUAGCAUCAGUCACAGAUUUACUUGAUAAGCUUCGGAAAGAAAAGGAUUUUACCGGAGAAAAGACUGUAGAUGGUGGCUUAGAUGAGGGUAAGGGUAGAGAAGUCCCGGAGGAUGAGUUUAAACAGGGAUGGAGAUGGAGUUCCCCUAACUUCUAUAAAUUAAGCUCUAUUAUUGACCGGACAGCCGGAACAAUCAGCAUUCCUGAGGAAACUUGUAUAAUGAAGCUGAGUGAAGAUCAGAUUUUGCAACUGCUUUCUGGCUUUUGGAUACAGGCCAAUCUUUCAGAUAAUUUACCAUCAAACUUUGAAGCAAUAGCUCAUUCUUAUUGCUUGAUGCUGAUAUCCUCGCACAUUAAGGACACAAAUCACAGCGUUGUUGUGCGCUUUUUCCAGCUGCCCUUGUCCCUAAGAAAUGUAUCAUUGCGUGGUGACAGCGGGAUGAUACCGUUUGCUUGCCGGAGAUCAAUGUUUAUAACAUCAACUGCUAUGCUAAUGUUUGCUGCCAGAAUGUAUGAGAUGCUUGAGUUGAAUGAUCUGCUUAAGUCCCAAGUUCCAUCUGAUGUUGAUCCCUUUUUGGGCAUCAAUGAGGACCUUCUGGUGUAUGUCAAACCUCAAGUCGACAUUGGACAAUAUGGUUCAGCGAUUGAUAACCAAGCAGCCAUUUCAUUCCUCUCUGAAUUACGAGAAAAGAAUCUUGAUCAUGAGAAGAUUACGCUGGACAUCAUAGUGCGAUAUCUUUGCUGUAUAAUAAAGAUAGAGGAAGAAGAGCUACUUAAUCAACUAUCUACCAUGUUCACACCUGACGAGGCUUUCAUCUUCGCCCCAAAAGAACUAAGAGAAUUGGAUCACACUCAGAUCAUUCGUCACCUGAAUGAUUCCCCUUCUCUGGAUGGUGAAUUAUCGAUAAGUUCAGUUGUUGAAGAUGAUGUGACAAGUUCUAUGUCUGUUUUGAAUAUUUCUGGUCAAAGAGUGCCACAUUCCCGUUCAGAUUCUCAUAUUAUGAGCAUUGGACAACUGUUAGAAUCGGCUCUUGAAGUGGCUGGACAAGUUUUUGGGACAUCUGUAUCGGCGUCUCCUCUAUCAUACAGUACCAUGGCUGGUCAAUGUGAAGCUCUUGAGGCGGGCACUAGGAAGAAGCUCUCCAAUUGGUUGGCCCAUGAUAAUUCCUCUUCUGGCGAUGUUUCUCUUCCGUCUGAUGGACCAACAGUAGUUGACCCGGUUUCGCCUCGUACAAAUGGUGCACAUGGAGAAAUGGGAUCUCAUGAGCAGUUAAGUUCUUUGAGAUUGCCUCCUGCCAGCCCUUUCGACAACUUCCUCCACGCAGUUUCGGGUCCAAGACCGAUGUUAGCUGGACUAUCCCCCUGAAGGAGUUGGAAACUAAAAUUGUAGGCACUGAAGUGUAGUGAGCUAGGUAUUAGUGUGUACCGAGGAGUAGUUUUCUGGCUGAUCUCUGUUAACUAAGUAGGUGUAGGAGGUAACUACUUGCACAGCUAUGUAGCUUAAGAAUAUGAGGAUGCAGGUUCCCUGCCUUGUAAUCUAAUCUAAUUGAUGUCGUAGUGCCUUCUGAUUGUUCUUUGCUCAUAGUUAAGUCUUCUAACAGUUGUGUGAUUGCUCUAGUAAAGUUAAUGGCUGUCUGUUGAAAGUGGUUUAUAUUUUGAGCAGUAUGAUUUUCUCGAUGAAA